Messenger RNA from Micropterus dolomieu (smallmouth bass), 3520 nucleotides. It is a transcript of the gene zcchc8, whose product is annotated as zinc finger, CCHC domain containing 8. Gene Ontology annotation, molecular function: zinc ion binding; RNA binding. Gene Ontology annotation, cellular component: catalytic step 2 spliceosome. Lineage: Eukaryota; Metazoa; Chordata; Actinopteri; Centrarchiformes; Centrarchidae. The record is from RefSeq and is a predicted model, not a curated record. The transcript has 14 exons. The coding region runs from base 113 to 3109 and encodes 998 amino acids.
AACUCGAGCAUCGAUAUCGGAAUGGUUCCUUCUCUUCUUGUAGGAAAAAUGUAACCUGUAACGCUACUGUGUGGGCAAACAUAAACCCACGUCUGUGAGUCCACUACGUGACAUGAGGAGGACCAAUGAAUACGGAGAGUCGUUGCUUUCACCUCUGAACUUCCCGUCCUGGGCUGCAGAGCAGGGAAAGAUGGCCGAGCUUGAUUUCGGGGAUAAUGAGCUCUUUCAGCAGCUUGAUGACUCCGCGCCGCCGGUCCCGACGCACAUUCGCUUCACAGAUGAUGAGGAAGACAAGGAAGAGACGAGCCAGCUUCGGAGCAGGCUGGAGGAGUGUGAUGACUACAUUCAGAGACUCACUGAGGAGAAUAAAGGUUUGAGAAGAAAGCAAAACAUCCUGACACGACCAAGCGGCAUCUCAAUUGAAGAUGUCAACAUUGACGGGCCAGUUCUUCAAAUCCUUUAUGCGAAUAAUUUUAUUUCAAAGCAGUGUCGUCAAGAAAUUGAAGAUAGCAUCUGCAAUUUGAUUUGGAAGCACCAGAAAGCAAGCAAUGAAAAGAAAAAAUCCAUCUUUGUCAUGAAACCUCAGAAUUCAGCGUUUGCUAUGGAUGAAGAUCCUCAGAAGUCAACUUCUACUGGUGUAAGAACAACGACAGAAGCAUUUAAAGUGGUUGGUAGUGUCUUAUAUUUCACUACUUUCAGUGUUGAUAAACUUGGACAGCCUCUGGUGAAUGAAAACCCCCAGCUGACCGAUGGUUGGGACGUUCCAACCUAUCACCAGGUUUUCAACCAGGUCAUUGGCACUGAUGGACAAGAAAUAGAAAUGAAAGACAAAAGACCCAAAUCUAUGUGUUUCAACUGCGGUGCGAGCAGUCAUCAGCUGAGAGACUGUCCUAAGCCUAAAGACAUGGCCGCAAUUAAUGAGAGAAGAAAGGAGUUUAAUCAGAACAACAACCAGUCCAUGCAGAGUAACCAGCGAUACCAUGCUGAUGAAGUGGAAGAGCGGUUUGCUAAAUACAAGCCUGGAGUCAUGAGCGAGGAGUUGUUGUCAGCACUGGGAAUUGAUGGCAACACCCUCCCUCCCCUGAUUUAUCGCAUGAGGCAGCUAGGCUACCCACCAGGUUGGCUCAAAGAGGCAGAGAUGGAAAACUCUGGCUUAACACUGUAUGAUGGAAAUGUUUCAAAUGACGGCAACACAACAGAUAACACAAAUUCACACAUCUCUUAUGACGUUUCCAAACUGGUAGACUUCCCAGGCUUCAAUGUAGCUUCACCACACACAAUGAAAGAUGAGUUUUUGCAGUAUGGAUCUAUUCCAAUGCAAAGCAGCCACAUGAAGCCAAACUAUGCAGCCUACUUGUCCAACAACUUCCCUAUGCCUGGCACCACCUGCAACAAGAGACGGCAUGAAUCUGACUCUUCUCCACAGCUAAGGAAGAAGACAAGGCCCAGUCCUGAUCGGAACUCGAAUAGGAGCUCGGAUAUGGAUAUUGAAUCAGACCCAGGUACACCUUAUUAUACUUAUGGCCCAGGUGACUUCCAGUUUCAACCUCCCCUGCCCCCUGGAUCUCCUUGCUUCAGUUCACCUCCUCCUUUACCCCAUGGCACUCCUCCUGCUACACCUACUCCCCCACCUCUCCCUAAAGGUACACCACCUCCCACACCCACCAACGGCUCUCCAGCUCUGCGAGUGUGUAACUGGGAAAUAGUUGAUGAGACUGUGGAAGGAACAGAGGAUGAGCUGACACUGGAGGAACUGGAGGAGCAGCAGAGGCUGAUUUGGGCAGCUCUAGAAAAUGCUGACACUGCCACUAAUAGCGACUGUGAGACACCUGCAGUGGGAACACCUGUACCCAGUUCACCAAGUGUGUCUAUUCCUGUGCUUGUCGACACAGAACCUGAAGAGGUUGAAGAAGUGAUGGACACAACGAGACCUGCAGAAACUUGCCCUAGCGGCAGUGAAAAUCAAGGGGAACCAGGUGUUUCCUCUCAGAGCCCUGGCCCAGUCAAAGUCCAGGACGACAGCCCUCGGAGUCCUGGCCCAGUCAAAGUCCAGGACGACAGCCCUCGGAGUCCUGGCCCAGUCAAAGUCCAGGACGACAGCCCUCGGAGUCCUGGCCCAGUCACAGUCCAGGACGACAGCCCUCGGAGUCCUGGCCCAGUCACAGUCCAGGACGACAGCCCUCGGAGUCCUGGCCCAGUCAAAGUCCAGGACGACAGGCCUCGGAGUCCUGGCCCAGUCAAAGUCCAGGACGACAGCCCUCGGAGUCCUGGCCCAGUCACAGUCCAGGACGACAGCCCUCGGAGUCCUGGCCCAGUCAAAGUCCAGGACGACAGGCCUCGGAGUCCUGGCCCAGUCAAAGUCCAGGACGACAGGCCUCGGAGUCCUGGCCCAGUCAAAGUCCAGGACGACAGCCCUCGGAGUCCUGGCCCAGUCACAGUCCAGGACGACAGCCCUCGGAGUCCUGGCCCAGUCACAGUCCAGGACGACAGCCCUCGGAGUCCUGGCCCAGUCAAAGUCCAGGACGACAGGCCUCGGAGUCCUGGCCCAGUCAAAGUCCAGGACGACAGGCCUCGGAGUCCUGGCCCAGUCAAAGUCCAGGACGACAGCCCUCGGAGUCCUGGCCCAGUCACAGUCCAGGACGACAGCCCUCGGAGUCCUGGCCCAGUCACAGUCCAGGACGACAGCCCUCGGAGUCCUGGCCCAGUCAAAGUCCAGGACGACAGGCCUCGGAGUCCUGGCCCAGUCAAAGUCCAGGACGACAGGCCUCGGAGUCCUGGCCCAGUCAAAGUCCAGGACGACAGCCCUCGGAGUCCUGGCCCAGUCACAGUCCAGGACGACAGCCCUCGGAGUCCUGGCCCAGUCACAGUCCAGGACGACAGCCCUCGGAGUCCUGAUCCACUGAUCUCUAAUGGGGGGCCUGGAGAUACUACUUCUCCUAAGCAUGGCGAGAAGGUAAUAGCUGUUCCUCAUAGGAGCAACUUUGCAGCCGGCAUUGUUCCAUUUGAAGAUACACCAGAAUUCACUGAAGUUGCUGAAGCCACAGGGACAUACCUUAGGAUCAGAGACUUGCUUAAAAGUUCCCCUCGAAACCUGGCGAAGAAAAAAUAAAUUUGUACUAUCUUGAUUUGGAACACAAAGAUACAUAGAUAUUUUUUAAGGAAAAACAUAUAUUUUCAUUUUCAUGACCAUCCUAUGAAGCAUGUUUUUAGCUGUUUAUUAUUUUGUACCAAGGUGAAUGUCUGUGUUGUAAAUACAGUGGAUCUGUAAACGUACAGUGAGGGAGGGGCAUUAAGGGAUGCUGCAACAGUUAGUAGGUUUUGACCAAUUGUCAGUUUAUUUGGUAGGUGUUUUUUUUUUUUUUUUUUUGUAGUGUUACUUGUUUAUUUUAUUGUAAAAUUUGUAAAAUGGUAAUUUCUUGACCUGUAUUCAUUUUUAAUAGCAUGGUGUUUUCAUGGCUUUUUUUAUUUUUGUCCCACUUGAAUUGCUCUAAAAUCAGUAAGUAAACAUGCUUGUAUUUGC